Molecule: messenger RNA, 1699 nt
Organism: Nylanderia fulva
Lineage: Eukaryota; Metazoa; Arthropoda; Insecta; Hymenoptera; Formicidae
Source: RefSeq, a predicted model, not a curated record
CGACGCAAGAGUUAUCUGCCAGAACUGAAUCUUUGCUGAGGGAGGGUGAGAAAGCUCACGAACUCGGAUUGGAAUUGAGUAGGGAAACGGACGAGAUACGACGGGACUUGGAAAGUGCGGUGAGAGCAUGCUCCGGUCCAGAUCGUUCUCUUUGUGCUGUCAUUGACUCUUCAGGGAUUCGCUUGGAUCUACAGAUAGAACGGCUACUGAGAGACGAUCGUUUGCGUCUACGGAACAUCAGUCGGGGAAAUUUGACGGAAGCAGGACGUCAAGUUCGCGGAGAGUACCUCUAUGCGCAUCACAUCGCCCGGACCACAUUGGAUGCUCGUAACCAGAUUCGGCGUGAGAUCAAUGCAGCACGUGCCAGGAUUGUCGAGCAAACGCGCAGUAUAGAGACGAAUAGUUUCGAACUCUCAAAGCAGCUGGAUUCUGUGAGAAGCAUCACGGAUUACGCUAUUCCUCGUAUCAUCGCUUUCGAGCAUAUCAGGUGGAUCGUUGGCACAGCUAGUGUUUUAUGUAUUCUACCGGUCUUUUUGUUACUCAUUGGAGCUUUGUGUUAUCGCUGGCGGUCCAAAAAUAAAGUACGUCCAAUCCUUUUGUGUGGAGUGGUUAUGAGUUGUUUUGUCUCAAUUACAUUAUGGUCAGUAUUUAUCGUCACUCUGGGCAUCGCCAGCCAUACGGAAAUGUUAAUAUGUCGGCCUCUCUAUGAUCCUGACUAUCGUAUUAUGGAAGCCGUGCUGGAAACCCGAGCGUUUUUGGGAAGAAGGCUCGAAGUUUCCCUCAAGGAGCUCUUUGAAAAAUGUCGAAACAACGAGGCAGUUUAUCCCGCCUUCGGGUUGGAAAACACGAUAAAACUAGAACAUUUGACUGCGCAUUGGACAUGGAUAAGCUUGUCUAAAGCAAUUUCAAAUAUCAAAGUUGAUUUGAAAGGUCUCCGAAUAUUAACGCCAAAUCUGCGGCUUCAGGAUUUAUUAUAUGCUUGUGGUUUAAAUCUCACGGCGCACAGAAUAAUGAUUCAAGGACCAAUUUUAAAUAAAGAUUUGACUACAAUGUCCAAUCAGUUAGACAAUAUAUCCCGUCAGCUGCAAGAUAGAAGUAUUGCCAGAGAACUGCAAAGCAUUGGGAUAACAAUGCGCGAUCUGACAUUGAGACGGGUGAAGCCUCUAAUGAAAUUCCAGGACGAUUUGGUGUAUCGCCUUGCAGUUCUGGAGUUGAAAGUGCAACCUCUUUGGCGUCAAGUUAAUCAAUCAAUCUCUCAUCUCCGAACUAUACAAUAUUAUAUAGAUCAUCAGGGAGAAAAGAUAGCUCAAUUGAAAACAAAAGCGUACGUGGACCGAAUGGCCAAUUAUCUAGAUCAAUGGCGGAUGCACGUUCUUACAGAAAUGAGCACGAGAAUAUCCAAAUGUCGACCUUUGUGGGACGUUUUAGAAGGAAUCCGACACUUAUUGUGUGGUCACAUCUUAAGUCCUUUCAAUGGUUUCUGGUUCGCUACAUUCGUAUGUGCAGUUGUCAUGAUUGCCAGCACACCAAUAGCUCAUAUUUUAUCACUAUUUUAUAAGAAACCAGCUCGAUCUCAUUUUAUGGAAAUUGUUAGCCCGCCAACAAGAACGGAAAGUCUCGAUAUAGAUGACGAUAGAAUAUGGCGAACGCCAGAUCCACCUCCGCUGCCGCAAAGCAAUUGGUAACAAUGACGAAAAAA